Cordyceps fumosorosea ARSEF 2679 is the source of this 684-nucleotide messenger RNA. RefSeq lists its product as hypothetical. The record is from RefSeq and is a predicted model, not a curated record. NCBI's taxonomy places the organism in Eukaryota, Fungi, Ascomycota, Sordariomycetes, Hypocreales, Cordycipitaceae. The coding region runs from base 1 to 684 and encodes 227 amino acids. The transcript has a single exon.
AUGACGCGCCGGCCCUAUAUUACUCCUUUACAACUGCGCUCAUCCUGGAGACGGAUCCGACGGAAUUGCUCAGACCGCCGGAAACUGCUCUGGAAGCUUCUGUACCCGCUCCCAUGGCACUUCCAGCCGAAACCGCUUCCAUCAACCCACGAUGUGCUCACGGCCAACGCCAGGGCAACAGAACCCGUACCCAGCGCGUCCCUACUACAACGCAACUUCCUGCAACUCCGUGCCAUUCCUCUCUUCUGCCUCCGGGACACGCCACUCUGCUCGCUCUACCGGCUCUACGAAGAGUUAUGCAGCGGUGAACUCGUCUUUCUAGAUUACGAGUCCUCCUACUUCUUCUUCCACAACGAGCCGUCGUGGCGACUGUCCCAGAUUGCAGACCCUAAGGAUCCGGAUAUUGGUCGAUACACUGUGCUGGCUAGUUUUGUUGAAGCCCUCGUUGUCGCGUUUAACUGGAAGAUUGAGCAAGGACUGCGACGAAAGGGCACGUAUGCCUUAGAAAUGGGCGACAACGAUGAUUACCAGCUCUUUCUCGAAGCACCUCCUAGCUGGACGAGCCGGGUUAAGCCUCUGGCGGAACCACUUGACCUAAUGCCCCUAAAUUGCAAGGACGGGACAAAUCCAACCUUUCAAAAGAGAAAUAUUAAGGCGCCGAUGGGGUAUUUGUAUAGUGUGUAA